Molecule: messenger RNA, 167 nt
Organism: Sphaeroforma arctica JP610
Lineage: Eukaryota; Ichthyosporea; Ichthyophonida
Exons: 1
Source: RefSeq, a predicted model, not a curated record
CCUUCUCGACAGAGGAUCGGGUGCAGUUCGAUACCAUUAUGAAGGAACUGACUGUGCUGCACGAUAUCAUACAAGAGGCCAUGCCACUGCCCACAGCCCACUUUGACGCAGACCCACUGCUGAGAAGCCCUUCACUCCCCGCGGGUGGGUCUGGGACGGUGUUGUAG